AUGGCUGCUCCAGUGCUGAGCUGGCUGGUGAAUCGCUCCCUCCUCCUUCCCCUGGACUCUGCUCACCUGCUUACCCCCAAAGCCUCCUGCCUGCAGCUGGCUGCCGCCGGGAACAUCAACAUCAUCCUGCAGCACUACAACUUCUCAGGCAAGCUCAGCAAGCGCCACUCCACCGACGAGGGCAUGGGGCCUCUGCGCACGGCCUUCGUCGCCAUCAGCUGCCUCAUCAUCGUGGAGAACCUGCUGGUGCUGCUGGCCGUGCUGCGCUGCCUGCGGGGCCGCCGCUGGGUCUACUCCUGCAUUGCCAGCAUCACCCUCAGCGACCUCCUGGCGGGCAUCGCCUACCUCUGCAACCUCUGCCUGUCGGGCAGCAAGACCUUCCAGCUGUCCCCUCAGCUCUGGUUCCUCAGGGAGGGCAUCCUCUUCGUGGCUUUGGCCGCCUCCACCUUCAGCCUGCUGGUGACGGCGGUGGAGCGCUACAGCGCCAUGGUCAGGCCCAUCGCGGAGAGCGAGGCCAGCAAGACGCUGCGGCUGCGCGGCCUCAUCGCGGCCUGCUGGCUGCUGGCCCUCGCCAUCGGCCUGCUGCCCAUGCUGGGGUGGAACUGCCUCUGUGAUUUCCAGGCCUGCUCCGUGCUCCUGCCGCUCUACUCCAAGAAUUAUAUCCUGUUUUCUGUGGUGAUGUUCAGCGUGAUCCUCCUGGGGAUCAUCGGGUUCUACAUCUCCAUCUUCCUCCUGGUGCAGGCCAGCUCCAGGCAAAGCUGCUCGCGGAAUGGCCGCCGGCGCUCGCUGCGCUUGCUGAAGACGGUGCUGAUGAUCCUGGGGGCUUUCAUCGUGUGCUGGAGCCCUCUCUUCGUGCUGCUGCUCUUGGAUGUGUUCUGUGACACCGGGGCCUGCAACCACCUGCGCAGCCUGGACUGGACCCUGGCUCUGGCGCUGCUCAACUCGGGCAUCAACCCCGUCAUUUACUCGCUGCGCAGCGUGGAGGUUCGCCGGGCCGUGGGCAGCCUGCUGUGCUGCUGCUGUGUCAGGGCUGGGCUCUGCAGGCCUGGCAGCUGCGUGACCAUCUCAGACAUCAACUCUGGUUCCUCCACGGAGAGCUCCCUGCGCUGCCGGGACAGCUUCCGAGGCCCCACGGCCCAGAGCGCUCGGCCCAGGGCGCCUCUGUCCAGCAACUCCAGCAUGAUGAGCAAUCUGCCCAGCCUGUGAGGGGAAAAGAGGUGCCAGACAGCCCCCGGGAGCUCAUGGGGCUGCUCCUGGCCUGGCAGGGCUGUAGCGAGGCUGAGCAGUUGUGAACUGCACCACC
Molecule: messenger RNA, 1303 nt
Organism: Zonotrichia albicollis (white-throated sparrow)
Lineage: Eukaryota; Metazoa; Chordata; Aves; Passeriformes; Passerellidae
Gene: S1PR4
Product: sphingosine-1-phosphate receptor 4
Biological process (GO): G protein-coupled receptor signaling pathway
Cellular component (GO): membrane
Molecular function (GO): sphingosine-1-phosphate receptor activity
Source: RefSeq, a predicted model, not a curated record